AUAAGAGAUACUAAUCUGUUCCCAGUGCUGAAGGUGAUGAGGACUGUUGUGAGGUUCUACUUGAUGCUGGAGCGAACGUCAAUGCUGUUGGAGGUCCAUAUGGAACACCACUGCAAGCCGCUGCAGGGGCAGAGGAUAUGGAGAGCGUCCGCGUUUUGUUAAAAGCUGGUGCCGAUAUCACCAUUACCGAGCCCAUAUCUGGCGAGUAUGGUACAGCACUACAGGCUGCCUGUGCUGCUGGAUCUUUCGAAAUUGUGAAGGAGUUGUUGCAGCAUGGUGCAGCUGUCAAUAUUCGGCCAGCCAACGGAAAGUUCGGCAACGCAUUGUCCGCAGCCGCAGCCGGUGGAUUUGAAAAGAUCGUCAAGCUGCUCAUCAAGCACCACGCUGAUGUGAACGCCAGCGGUGGCUUACACGGAUUCCCCAUCCUAGCCGCUGCUCAGUCUAGCGAUAUAACAGUCGUUCAGCGCUUACUCGACAAUGGUGCUAAUGCGUCAGCGCUAGGAGGUCUGCUUGGGUCAACUGUAGCUGCUGCAGUUCGUGGGGAUGACUUGGCUGUCAUGCGGUUGCUCAUAGAACAUGGAGCCGAUGUGCAUGCUAAAGGAGGCAAGUAUGGAGAUGCUCUCCAAACUGCAGCAAUGAAGGCCGAUAUGACCAUCAUCGACGAACUGCUUGAUCGGGCUCCCGAACUUGUCAACCACCACGCGGGCAAAUACCAUACUGCUCUCAUAGCUGCCUCCUACUUUAAUCGCACGGAUGUGGUUACCAAGCUACUAGAUGCUGGGGCAGACUUCCGGGUCCAAGGGGGGAUGUAUCGAAGUGCCAUCGCCGCGGCAUCCAUCAGAGGGAACAAAGCCAUUCUUGAGAAAUUCCUUGCGAUGAAACCUCCAGACCACUUACUGGAUGAGGCUCUCGUCGAAGCCUGUGCCUAUCGUCAAUCGGCUUGCGUUGACGCUCUGUUGAAGGAAGGUGCUAACGUAUACACCCGGCAUCCGACUAGAGGAUUGGCGACUGAAGCACUCGAUGCUCCAGAAGAGGAGGGAUUUAACUCAGAUUUGGAUGAUGACGAUGGAGAGGAUGAAGAUUCCGACGAGGAGGAAGAAGACGACGACGAGGAUGACGAAUGGGAGGCCGAUGGUGUCUCCGUAUCGGGAAAGACCGACGAAGGCAGCGUCACCGACCUGGAACUGGAAGAAGAGUUGUCUGAAGAGGUGAAGAUACGAAAACUGUUGAAAGACGCACAGGACCGCUGCAAACGUCACCCGACGGUGAAGCGCUUCAGAACCGUGAAGCGCCGAGAGGUUCCAGUGAGUCUCAGCGUUGGGAUUAACCGCCGUCCUCCUGUACCGCCAUUGCCCUCGAUGGCGGAGCAAAGUUCUUCUAGCGUGCACGACUAUGCGAUGCAGUCCGAGUCGGCCUACGGCCAGCACCCUCAAGAGCCUUGGAGUCUGCCUUUCCACCUCAGGCCAGGUAAUGUAGAGGCUCCAACUCAUAAUACCAACGCAAGCUCUCCACCUCCAGUUCCAUCUUAUGCUGGCUAUCCUGCCCCGUUAUUUGCUCAAGGCAAAACGCAGUCGCCAUCAUCAACGCCUGAGCGGAUGCGAUCACCCAUAGAGCACCGACAACGGCAAUACUCGGCCUCGUCUCUAGUAUCAGAAAGACACAACUCAGCCGGAUCGAUACCUGGCGUGCCUCAACCUAAUAGGAAGGCAAGCGCGGAUAACGGACUCAAAAGACAGAGUAAGGCUGUCAACCGCAAGUCAGUCGCCAACAUGGAAGCGCUCAGCCGGUACCAUCAACAGCGGCAAUCGGCUUACAUGCCACCUCUGGAUCAAUCAAUUUCACAGCACGACUAUGCUACGCCUAGCCAACAGGUUGCGUCCCCACCACUUCAAUACGGAACCCCUCCAAUGGCUCCUCAAGACAGCUACACUGGAGCUCCGAACCAAUCCUACCCACCGCCAAUGCCACAGCGACAGUCGCAGCACUUCGUUCAGCCACAGCAAUGGAUGUAUCAAGGGCCACCGCAGCCACCGCAACAACAUUAUUCACCCCACACCUCGCCCCCACCACCUCCACAUCCGGUGCAGCAAUCCUAUGUACCCUAUCCCCAUCAAAGUCCAGCCUCAUCUACGACCUCGUUCCAGAGCAGCCAGUACACGAACACUGGUAGCCAGCCGGCACCCUGGGAUACGCCCAACUCGAGCACAAGCACAUUUGGCAAUGCGCACGGUCAGGGUGAGGCGCAAGGGAGGAGGUGGGCCAGUGGCGGGUACGAUGGGUCAGGGUAUGGAUGAGGAGUGAUUAAAGCUUGGGGGAUGUUUAGGCGAUUUAAGGCAUCGUAUCAUGUCUGUCGGUACUGGUGCCAUGACAUCUAGCAGAGGAACGUUAGAGAAGUUCUGGACGAUCUCAUCGAGAUGAUGAUGACGAAAGGGAAAGAAGGAAGAGAGGACCAAACAAACGAUUAUAGG
Alternaria alternata is the source of this 2468-nucleotide messenger RNA. Its product is annotated as ankyrin. Gene Ontology annotation, molecular function: protein binding. Bases 138 to 2294 code for a protein of 718 amino acids. The transcript has a single exon. The record is from RefSeq and is a predicted model, not a curated record. Lineage: Eukaryota; Fungi; Ascomycota; Dothideomycetes; Pleosporales; Pleosporaceae.